AUGGUGCACGCCACGAACCAUGCCCACUCAUCAUUGCGCAAGUUGCAACACGUCUUUCCAACGAGCAGAACACCUGGCCAGACACAACUUGCUUCACCUUGGUCAAAGACCAUACAAUUGCCCAAAGUGCCAGAGGACCUUUUCGAGAAGACGGCUUUCCCUGACAGCCAAGCCAAUGAUGGACACGACGACCCCCUUCUACAAUGGCAGCAUACAUCAGAAACCAUUCUUUCGGUAGGCGAAAAAUCCAAUCUGGACGGGCUUCGGCUGAACGAGGGCCCCGCCAUCGAUACACAGCCUAUCGCCAGUGAGGAAGACAACGUACGGGCCGACUACACAAUCUUGUCAGGGUUUCAAAACGCAACAGACAGAGUUCAUGAGUCUUGGGCAGCGACCAGCCAUGCACAGCCCUUGGGUGGGCAAGGAACCAAGGGUACUUCCUUUGAAGCUUGUGUGAUGACCAGCACCCAGUCACCAGGCUUCCAAUCCGGUGACGUCCUCACGGGCACAUCAGCUUUCGAGCUGCAGUCGACUGAAUUGUUUUCCUUUGGCUUUCCAGCAGCUGAUAGCAGUUUCUGGGAUGACGGCUUGGACCUGGCUGCGCUUUAUCACGGUACGUCUGCCGAUUUCAGCUUCCCACUCACAUCAAGCGAAUGCGAGCCAGAGCAUGACAUCACAUUGGAUCCCAGCACGGACGAGCUGGACAUUGAUCUGUCCCCUCCUCCUCCACACACAUUUCUGGAUACCAGGUCGAGUCCGGAUCCGCAGGAGGGUCAGGCCCUGAAAUUUGAAGGCUAUGUACGCAAGGCAUUCAAGAGUCGACAGCAACUCUACCAUACUGCUGACCAACGGGCCGAGUGUGUUCCGGGGCAGACCUCUCAGCAUCACCAUGGCUUGCACGAAAAGAUAUCUGAUGCACCCCUCUUGGGGGCCUUCCCUAUGGACCUUGCCCACGACGAUGAAGAGCUGUGGGAGCCCGAGAAUCUAGCUCGCGUUCCUACGUUAAACAGGGUGACGUAUGACUUCAUUGUGGCACAGUUCAGGGAUCUAAAUACGACUAACAAUCACAUUACCCAAUUCGCGACUGGACAAUUUCCUUGUCUAUCAGCAUGUAAUGCUUUCACACAGCUCUUUUUCGAGAGCUUCAAUCCUACCCUGCCCAUGAUCCACCAAGGAACAUUUGACCCAGCCAACGAGCCUUGGCAGUUGGUGCUUGCUGUUAUUGCCAUAGGCUGCCGCUUUUCCCGAGUGGCAAAGGCUGUCCAAUGUGCGGAUCUCUUGCAAGAGCUUGUCCGCAGAGCAUUUGACCUGACUGUUGAAAAGGAGUAUAAGUCGACAUGUGAGCCAUGGCUUGCUCAAGUUGGAUUGCUCAAUCAGAUAGGUAUGCAAUUCUCAAAAGACUUUCGACUCGUGGAAACGGCACAAGGGUUACGCAGUGUCCUCGAUGUAAUAUGUCGAAAGGUAAACUGCUUCAAAGAGGCCGCGCGACCUUCGACAGCUUUGGAGUCUCUGGCAAACGACCAGGCAGCAUGGAUCUCUUGGGUGCGACAGGAGACACUGCGCCGAUUGGCUUAUACCAUCUGGCUGAUAGAUAGCCAAUACAUGUUGUUCCUUGAUCAACGUCCUCUGCUCCCAACGGAAUUGCUGCGCACCAGCCUGCCAUCUAAUGAGCGUUUGUGGAACGCCAUGACAGCACCGACGUGGCGCAAGAUCUUGGGACAGAAUGACAAAGACCUUCCAGGAAACAUUCGAAAAGAACUGCAUCAGCUUUACAAAACUCGAACGUGCCGGCAGACACUGGGCGUAUAUGCAACUCUCAUGCUUGUGAUGGGCAUUUUCCGCGACGCCAUGGAUGUGUGGCGUAGCUCGAGGUCUGGCCUCGGCGCUCAUCUUGCUACUAUGGAAGAUCCCAGGCAGUAUCCUGGCGAGUCCGUUCUCCGUCAAAUCCCUAUGGCCGUGGCUCAAAGAAGUCUCGAAUUCUUGCAGAUCUUAUGUCCAAGAAUCGAAGCGGUUCCUCACGACAGAUCGCUGGAGUCGGUGCUCGCGCAUCAUUGUCAUGCGGUUGGCAUUGCCAUACGAUUGCCACUGAGUGAACUUUUCUGCUAUAUGGGUUAUAGGGUGACCAGCGUUGACAUCAUGCAUUGCCGACAGCGUCUGAAGACAUGGUUUCUUCGGCAUGAGAGAGAUGCUAGACAGGUGGCAUGGCACGCUGGCCAACUCUUUGGUUCCAUUCGGCAAUCCAGAAUGCAUGGCUACUACGAAGGUCGUGCAAUGCUAAUAGCUUGCUUAUCGUUGUGGGCAUUUGGUGACAAUGCUGGGUCCAACGUCUUGGGCGAGGGUGUGAAUAAUGCGCCGACAUACCGCCUCGAUGACCCUAGCGGCCCGCAGAUUGACGAUUCUUGGCUGCAAGAUGGUGCUGGGAUGCGACCAUGCUUGGCGGGCGUGGGCAGUAUCUUAGGAGUGGACGGUGUUUCUCGUCUGAUUCACGAAGGCUCCCGAGUGCUGUGUAGCUCAUCCGUCUGGCCAAUCUCAGAUGUCCAAGGCAAGGCGCUCCAGAUCUUCCACAACGUGCGCCGUGGGGACCGUGAGAACUGA
Molecule: messenger RNA, 2595 nt
Organism: Exophiala bonariae
Lineage: Eukaryota; Fungi; Ascomycota; Eurotiomycetes; Chaetothyriales; Herpotrichiellaceae
Exons: 5
Coding region: 1-2595 (864 amino acids)
Biological process (GO): DNA-templated transcription; regulation of transcription by RNA polymerase II
Cellular component (GO): chromatin
Molecular function (GO): zinc ion binding; RNA polymerase II cis-regulatory region sequence-specific DNA binding; DNA-binding transcription factor activity, RNA polymerase II-specific
Source: RefSeq, a predicted model, not a curated record